This is a messenger RNA of Herpailurus yagouaroundi (jaguarundi), 2179 nucleotides long. RefSeq names its product embigin (gene EMB). Gene Ontology annotation, cellular component: axon; plasma membrane. NCBI's taxonomy places the organism in Eukaryota, Metazoa, Chordata, Mammalia, Carnivora, Felidae. The transcript is spliced from 9 exons. Gene Ontology annotation, molecular function: cell-cell adhesion mediator activity. Gene Ontology annotation, biological process: homophilic cell-cell adhesion; axon guidance; dendrite self-avoidance. Bases 96 to 1079 code for a protein of 327 amino acids. The record is from RefSeq and is a predicted model, not a curated record.
GGACUAGCUGCUGGCGCCGGGGUACCGGCGACAGUGCGCAGGGCCUUCGGCCACCGACGGCGGAGCGCGAGGACCGCGGCUGACCCGCCGGAGCCAUGCGCGCCCCGUCCGGCCUGCUGGGGCCCCGGGGGCCGCUGCCGCUGGCCCUCUUGUGUCUCCUCGCCGCGGCGCGCGGGAGCUUGGCGGAAGGCCAGCCCUCAGUUUCACCUUUGACAAGUCUACCCAUUGAAGAAGAAAGGAUAACAAAGUAUUCUAACCUUUCCUUGGAGAGUCAUAACAUACCACCCACAGAACAUUCCAAUGUACCGGUGGAAAAAAAUAUCACUUUAGAAAGACCUUCUAAUAUAGAACUCACAUGCCAAAUCACAAUAUCUAGGGGUGUGAAUUCAGUAAAUGUGACUUGGAAAAAAGGUGAUGAACUACUUGAGAAUUAUCUCACCAAUGCAACAGGAUGCAUCCUGUAUGCCCAGUACAUGUUUACCAUCAUUAAUAGCAAACAAAUGGGAAGCUAUUCUUGUUUCUUUGGAGGAGAAAAGGAACAAAGAGGUACAUUUAACUUCAAAGUCCCUGAGAUUCAUGGAAAAAACAAACCAUUGAUCACUUACGUGGGGGAUUCAACUGUCUUGAUGUGUAAAUGUCAACAUUGCUCUCCUUUACAUUGGACCUGGUACCAUAGUAAUGGGAGUGUGCAGGUUCCUAUUGAUGUUCAAAUGAGCGAGAAGUAUGCGAUCAAUAGAACAAAUGCUAAUGAAACAAGGCUGAAGAUCAUGCAACUUACAGAGGACAAUCAGGGAUCUUACUGGUGCCAUGCAGUAUUCCAAUUAGGCGAGAGUGAAGAGCGCAUUCAACUUGUGGUGCUGAGUUACUUGGUGCCGCUCAAACCAUUUCUCGGAAUAGUUGUUGAGGUUGCUAUUUUAGUGGCUGUUAUUCUGCUUUGUGAAACAUACACCCAAAAGAAAAAGAAGCACAUAGAUGAUGGGAAAGAAUUUGAACAAGUUGAACAGCUGAAAUCAGACGAUACCAAUGGUGUAGAAAAUAAUGCCCCCAGGCACAGAAAAAAUGAAUCCGUGAGCCAAUGAAAGUGAAACAUCGUGUCAAGAGUCAUGGGAACAUGUGCAGUUUGUAUUUCAGCUUUAUUUAUGCUUCCUAUUAAGAACAUCUGAAUUUUUAUUUUUGAAAGGAUGAAAAUUUUAUGCAAUAUAUUGCUCAGCAGUAGCUUUGUAAUAAUAUAUGUAUGUGGGAUCUAAAGAUAUAUUUUCAAUCUGCACUUAUUUUUACAUUAAAGCAAGGUAAAUUAUAUUAAAUAUGUUCUAUGAGCUAUAACCUAGGAUGAUUAAUUUCAUCCUGGUCAUGAAGGGAUGCACAGAACAGAUACCAGUAAAACCAGUUAAUACUACACAGAACUAAUGUCAUUCAAGACCUGUUUAUAACCAAAGAAUUCAUUAAAAAGAAAAUCUUUGCCAUUUGCCUUAAAAAGUUGUUUUUUUCUAAUCAUGCUUACUACGUAUAGAAAUAUUUGUAAUAAUUUUCAUGUAAGGUUCAUCCUCUGUCACACUGGAAAAAAACCAUCUUCACUAGGAAAUGAAUACUUUCUGCCUUUGCUAACAGUUCACAAUCGCCACAAGAAAAACAUACUUUUCCUCCACAAAUAGCAGUUUAAGGCAAGGAAAUAUAACCAUAUACUUGCCCCAAAUCUCCCAUCACCACAAAAAAAGCCCAUUUCCCAACCUUUGUUUCACUCCUCUCCACUGCUUUCAGACAGCAGGCAAAAGUGACUCUUAGUCUUUAUGUGGAGCAUUUUUUAAAUGCCAUGGGUUUGGGAUUUCAUAAGUUACACCUGGGCUGAUGCUGUAGGAUAUAGGUCCAUAUAGUCAUAAUAUAGCACUGCUACAGGGUUCUGUAGAAGCACUGCUUCUGUGGUUCAUGGUUUCCUGGUAUCUUUAACUUGGUACCUGGUGCCCUGAUACUCAUGGGUAGCUAAAUAUCUAAAAAGGCUUUGCUACUGCUUUCUAGUCACGAUUCCUUUGUUUGAAACCCAGAGGUACUAAAGUAUUUCUUCUCUGUUGUUGUAAAUGCCGUAGACUUUUCUUCAAAAUUUGAAUGGUUCCGGUGGUGUGUAUAACUGAAAUAUUUCAUAAAAUCACUUUAACUAAAUCAAAUGAAAUAGAUCAUGAAAAAU